AUGGACGACCUUACGACUGAACUGACCGAGCGCUUUGAGCGCUACUGCGAUAUGAAGGGCGAUCAAUUCCCUGUCGAUGUUCUCACCGAAUUGCAGUCCAUGUCGCGAUUAUAUUCCAUCUCGCCCGAGGAACUGGAUUUCAAAUGGCAGGCGUACAACAUGAAAAUGGGUGGGGAGGAAAACAGGAUGGACGUCAAGACAGCGCGGGACUUCAAGAAGACCAUACAAGAUGCAUUGGAGCGCGAAAGCAGAGGGAAGGCACAGCAAAGAAACGAACCUAAGCGGGGUCAGCCGACACCAAGAGCAAAGGGCGGGGAUAUGUAUGACAUGUUAGAAGGACUUGUACCAGGUACACCACGUCAAAGCGCACCUAAUGGCGUCAAUGGCAGUACAGUAAAGCGCAAAGCCAACUUCAACACACCAGGAGGCAAGGCCACCAAGGCUCAUGAGACGAGUACGCCGGGUAGUGCCAUGACACCCAAGGCCGAAACCCCAGGUGGACCUGUCUUCGACUUUGCUUCCCGUACCAAUGCGAACGACAUUACCGAGCAAUUUAUGCAAGGCAACAUCGCUAUUCCAGAACCACCGUCAGAAGAACCGAAAGAACCCCGCAUCAAACUCAAGGCCAAUACAGACAUGUCCAAGUUCUCAUAUCGCACUAUGGCCAUGAAGCUAUCCGAAGCAUCUGAAGUCUUGGAUGACAGGAUCGACGAGUUCCGCGACCUUCUCAGGGAUACCACGGGCCUGGACGAAAGUGCAUUCGGCAAUCCCAACUACCCGUCUCCGAGUGAGAUUAUUGCAGUAGGAAGAAUAGCGAACGACACAAGCGAAGGCAGGCUCAACACGGCAUCAAUUGUCCUGGAAGGCUCACGAAGACAUGGCUCCGGCCGCCGUGUACCGCUGAACGUAGAAGGACUAUCGUCAUACGACUUCUUCCCCGGCCAGAUUGUUGCUCUGCGUGGCACCAACGCUUCGGGCGAUUCAUUUGUGGUUUCUGAAGUCCUUUCUCUACCACUUCUGAACCCGCCAGCCACAAAGCCCGAAGAACUAGAUACCAUCAACGCGCGAUACCUCGACACACCAGAUUCUGACCCGGAGAAUGUCCGGCCUCUCACCAUCAUGAUUGCUUCUGGACCCUACACCACAGAUCAAAAUCUCGACUUUGCGCCAUUACACACUUUCCUCGACAAUGCUGCUGAAGCAUAUGCAGAUUCCAUCAUCCUGGUGGGCCCGUUCCUUGAUGCAGAACAUCCUCAAAUCCGGUCAGGCGACUUUGACCUACCGCCAAACGCAAGCCCAGACCAGGCCACCAUGACUGAUCUGUUCCGACACCACGUCUCCAGCGCUCUACAAAACUUCAACAAACGCGUGCCAACGUGCAACGUUCUUCUGGUUCCUAGCUUACGAGACGCGCAUCAUCACCAUGCCGCGUUCCCCCAGGACAAGUUCAUCAAGAAGGAGCUCGGCCUAGGCGCUGCAGGAAAGAUGGUCCAAUGUGUCACUAACCCAAUGACUGUGAGUAUGAACGAAAUGACUGUAGGUAUGUCCUCGAUCGAUAUUCUGGACAUGCUGCGCAGAGAAGAGCUAGCAGGCGGCAAGGCGCGAACAACAAACAUCUACGAACGAUGCGCCCGUAACGUUAUUGAGCAGCGAAGUUUCUUACCUCUGUUCCCACCAACUGGACGAGAGAAGCAGCAGUUUAUGCCAGCUCCAAUCGAAGAGAAGGUAUUGAAGAGUGGGGCAGUCAACGGCGAGCGGAAAGAGGGUGAAGAGCCAGAAGAAGAAGAAACACCUAGUCCAUUCCUUCCGCUGGGUACCAUGCUCGACACGAGCUACCUCAAAUUAGGCGAAAUGCUGAACGUACGACCUGACAUACUGAUUACCCCCAGUGUUCUUCAAGGCACAGUCAAGGUCGUGGAGUCGGUACUCGUCAUCAAUCCUGGCACGUUGGCUAAACGCCGUGCAGCCGGUACAUACGCCCGCAUUAUUGUACAGCCUGCUGUCGUUAGUGAGGCAGAACGGGAGAAAGGGUUUGCAGUCGCACACAAGCUCUGGGAACGGACGCGUGUUGAUAUUGUGAGGAUUUAG
This is a messenger RNA of Alternaria atra, 2088 nucleotides long. RefSeq lists its product as uncharacterized. The record is from RefSeq and is a predicted model, not a curated record. Gene Ontology annotation, cellular component: alpha DNA polymerase:primase complex. Gene Ontology annotation, molecular function: DNA binding. Gene Ontology annotation, biological process: DNA replication initiation; DNA replication. Lineage: Eukaryota; Fungi; Ascomycota; Dothideomycetes; Pleosporales; Pleosporaceae. The coding region runs from base 1 to 2088 and encodes 695 amino acids. The transcript has 4 exons.